Messenger RNA from Galeopterus variegatus (Sunda flying lemur), 696 nucleotides. RefSeq names its product chromosome unknown open reading frame, human C20orf26 (gene CFAP61). The transcript is spliced from 6 exons. The record is from RefSeq and is a predicted model, not a curated record. NCBI's taxonomy places the organism in Eukaryota, Metazoa, Chordata, Mammalia, Dermoptera, Cynocephalidae. The annotation marks the transcript as partial.
AUGUCCAUACUCACUUCCCCAAGAGGGAAGGCGGAAGUGGUUCAUCGCUGGAGAACAGAGUCACAGGAUAUUAACUGUAUUAAAAGCCUCAUUCGAAAAUUUACCUAGAAGCUGUUUGGGAGGCUUAAUAUCAUCUAUCUUCUAGAAAAGGCAAACCUUGCUAUUACCCUCUGCAAUGACAAGGAGAUCAUGGCCCAGGCCACCUUCCUGGACUAUCCCAACUGGAAUGUUGCCAAGCAGGAUGACUGGGUUUCAGUGUUCAGGGAGCUCGACGGUGAAAUAACAUGCACGCCUCUGAAUACAUUGUUCAUGCACCUCUUUGCAGCCAUGGAUGAGUAUUCCGUUGGAUGUUGCAAAAAGAUCAUUUGGAUUGUGUUCAAGGCGGUGCCAGAACUGCACUUCAUAUUUCUCAUAGUGCCGUCCUACAUGAGCCUAGGCUCAACUCUCAUAACUGUUUUUGACCAAGUGGGGAACGUUCUCUGUCUGACAUAUGAGGAGGACUUUGCAGUACAUAUAUGUCAUAGGCACAGCAACUGCCCUCAGCUACACAUCUGCAAAGCCAGGGUGGAAGAUCAUGAUGAUCUCAUGCCAGUAUUUAUGCACCAUGACACACUUCUGAAGCAAACUUAUGGAGAAUACUUCCUGGCCGAACUGAUAGAGGCCCAAGACGAAGAGAAUCAUGCUGUCGUGUGUGAG